AUGAAUGGGAGCAGCUGGGUGCUUUUGUUUUGGAGGGACAAAGAGGUCAGCCAACUUCCUGUUAUGUCUGGCCGUCUGUGGAGCGUGACACCCCCUCCCCCUCCCCCACGCAGACAGUCUGGGUCGGACGGACGACACGCGGACACACCGCCGCGCGAAGCUCCGGACCCGCGGACUCCCAGCCCAGCAGAGCCGCGCGCCGCGUGCCGCGCGCCCCGUCCCGGUGGCCAUGUCGCUGCUCGGCCCCGCCCCCAGCUCUGCAGACGCCUGCCUUAGCAUCGUGCACAGCCUGAUGUGUCACCGGCAGGGGGGGGAGAACGAGGGCUUCGCCAAGCGGGCCAUCGAGAGUCUGGUGAAGAAGCUGAAGGAGAAGAAGGACGAGUUGGACUCGCUCAUCACCGCCAUUACCAGCAACGGCGUCCAUCCCAGCAAGUGCGUCACCAUCCAGAGGACGCUGGACGGCCGGCUGCAGGUGGCGGGCAGGAAGGGCUUCCCCCACGUCAUCUACGCGCGGCUGUGGCGCUGGCCCGACCUCCACAAGAACGAGCUGAAACACGUGAAGUUCUGCCAGUUCGCCUUCGACCUGAAGUACGACAGCGUGUGUGUGAACCCCUACCACUACGAGAGGGUGGCGGCCGCUCCCCCCACAGGUCCUCACGCCAUGAUCAAAGAGGAGUUCAUGCAGGACUGCCUGCAGCUGGACCUGCCCCCCCACCCAGACCCUUACGGCAUGUAUCCCAGCAUGCCCCUGUCUCCUCCAGGGAGGGGCUCCAUGGCGUCCGCUCAGAACGCCAGCGGGAUCUCUGGGGGGUCCGCUGACGAGGCCUCAGAGGGGUCCGGUCUCCUGCAGAUCAUCUUGCCUCGGAACCGCGGAGGUCAGGCCUCUCCACCGGUGUCCCCCCAGUCUCACCACACGGUUACCCUCAGCUCGCCAUCGCCACAGAGCCCCGACUUCAGCUGCCCCCCCAAACCCGCUACCUGGACCGGAAACAGCUCCACCCCCUACACGCCAGCGGGACAUCACAACAGUGGGAGGAGCCACACAAUGCAACCCCCGCUACAUCACCAUCAUGGCCCAAUGACCCACUUCUGGUCGCAGCACCACAGCGCUCCGUACCCACAGCCAGUGUCCAACCAUCCAGGCCCUGAAUUCUGGUGCUCCAUUUCCUACUUUGAGUUGGACGUUCAGGUUGGUGAAAUCUUUAAGGUGCAGUCCAGCUGUCCGCUGGUGACGGUGGACGGCUAUGUGGACCCUUCAGGAGGGGAUCGGUUCUGUUUGGGUCAGCUGAGCAACGUCCACCGCACCGCCGCCAGCCACCGGGCCAGGCUCCACAUCGGCCGGGGGGUCCAGCUGGAGUGUCGAGGGGAGGGGGACGUGUGGAUGCGCUGCCUCAGCGACCACUCCGUGUUCAUUCAGAGUUACUACCUGGACCGGGAGGCGGGCCGAGUGCCAGGAGACGGCGUUCAUAAGAUCUACCCCGGAGCGUACAUCAAGGUGUUUGACCUGCGGCAGUGCCACAGGCAGAUGCAGCAGCAGGCGGCGGCGGCUCAGGUGGCGGCCGAGACUCAGGCGGCGGCAGUCGUUGGUGCUAUUCCUGGUCCGAACAGCGUGGGGGGCAUCGCACCUGCAGUCAGUGUGUCGUCGUCAGCCGGGCUGGGCGUGGACGACCUGCGCAGACUGUGCAUCGUGCGUCUCAGCUUUGUCAAAGGGUGGGGGUCGGACUACCCGCGGCAGAGCAUCAAGGACACGCCCUGCUGGCUGGAGGUUCACCUGCACCGGGCGCUGCAGCUGCUGGACCAGGUGCUGCACAUGCUGCCGCCGCGUGAGCAGGCGCUCUGAUGACCUCCAGGGUCCAACAGCAGACACCAGAGGCCCUGUGUUCUCCCUCCAGCAGCAGGCUCACCAAAGCGGGCCGCCAUAGCGCCAGAUCCCGUUUCCAUGGCGGCAUAUCACCUGAGCAGGUGUGUCCUGCAUGUCAGCAGGAAGGGAGCAUCAGUCCCCUUCAGUCUUACAAACCAAACCGUCUCGGUCCAUGUGAUUUCUGUGUUCAGAGCGGCAGAUCCGGUCCGGUUCCAGCAGCUCCAGCUGCACCAAAGGUCAAACCGACUGUGAGCUGCUGGAGGACGUGAAACCGUCAUGUUUUAUCCUGAAAAGACAAAAAGCAUCGUGUCUGCUGUUGUGUCCCGUUAGGGAUGGUGCGCACAUGCAUUCAUGCAUCGGGGGGGGUCGGUCUGGACGUUCAGGCCUGAGGACAGCUGAACCGGAGCGUCGGUGAGCCGCCAGAAAAAGGAGGAGGAGUUUAUGAUCACAUGAUGUUCAAGAGAGAAACCUUUAAACCAAAUUCAAAGUGUAUUUAUUUCUGUGAUGAAUCACAUCUUACAGCCACUGAGAUGAAACUGACCGAUUUAUACGGUUUAUCUUCUGUUGAUCUCGUUGUCUUUUUUUAACUUCCAUAACAUUUAAGAGCUUUUAUACUGAAAGGGGUAUGAUUGUGUAUCAUGAUUAUUCAAACGUUCAGCCUAAUAAACGUCAGAUUCCA
Molecule: messenger RNA, 2540 nt
Organism: Oryzias melastigma (Indian medaka)
Lineage: Eukaryota; Metazoa; Chordata; Actinopteri; Beloniformes; Adrianichthyidae
Product: mothers against decapentaplegic homolog 4
Exons: 11
Coding region: 230-1840 (536 amino acids)
Biological process (GO): BMP signaling pathway; anatomical structure morphogenesis; cell differentiation
Cellular component (GO): heteromeric SMAD protein complex
Molecular function (GO): I-SMAD binding; DNA-binding transcription factor activity, RNA polymerase II-specific; RNA polymerase II cis-regulatory region sequence-specific DNA binding
Source: RefSeq, a predicted model, not a curated record